AUGACGAACGAGACAGUCAGUACAAUGGCUGACGAGGAACAUGGCAAGGAAAAUUCGAGGCUAGAGCCUGUAAGCUCAAGACUUCGAUCUUCCCAUGCGCGUGUAGCGGCGACCUCCACAAUCACAUCUCGCGCCCAGGCGGAUCUCGUUAUUGCUCAAACCAGCCCUGACGCGCCUGGCUUUGUCCGAUUCCCAAAGCUUCCUCUAGAGCUCCGACUCAAGAUCUGGAGAGACUCCUUCCCAGAGCCCCGUCACGUCACCGUCGCAGUCAUUGUCAGUCCAGAAUUGAAGACUCGCAAGUUAGGAAGUACGCAAGAGCCACCCGUCACACUUCUGGUUUGA
Cadophora gregata is the source of this 342-nucleotide messenger RNA. RefSeq lists its product as uncharacterized. The record is from RefSeq and is a predicted model, not a curated record. The transcript is spliced from 3 exons. NCBI's taxonomy places the organism in Eukaryota, Fungi, Ascomycota, Leotiomycetes, Helotiales, Ploettnerulaceae. The coding region runs from base 1 to 342 and encodes 113 amino acids.